CAAAUCUUCUACUACCUGGAAAUCAGGCAUCGAGAUACAUGGCUUCACAUUUACCAAGUUCUACCUCUAAUUGCACCAAGAACCAAUUUUUAACCCAAGGAAAUUCUGAUUCUUGACUCGAACACUCUAGACAAAAGUCUUUGGAAAAUUGAAAGCAAAACAUCCAUUGUUCAUUUUAUCAAAGAAAUACUUCUAUGAUUCCAGUAUUCAAUGAAAUGCAUUCCUUAUAUUUCAUUGUCUCAACUCAAGCUUCACAUACGCGGUAUCCAAAUUUCCUAAAGCGUCAUUGCCGUCUCUUAGGUUUUUCUUUCACCAUAAUGUUUUCUAUUUUGCAGUUUUUCAUCUGCUAUGAUAAAGUUCAAGCUACAUUUAGAGACCAAUCAGUCUAUGAUAAACAACCUUCAAGGCCAUUAAACACAGGAUACGACCAACACGGGCAGUCAUGACGGAUGUAAUAAUGAGGGAUGCACCAGCAGCAGCUGCAGCUAUGCAACGACGAGCUGGUGGAGAUACACUUGCAAAUGGUACAGCUCCUCCAGCUAUAGGCCCUGCCCCUAAAGGAACAAGUGGAUUAGCUCGUGGAGCAGUACCACGCACCAAAUUCUCAGAAGCAUAUCGUUCAAUCUUCACUCUCAGUCAACCGGACAUCAUUCCACUUCUCAAACAUGUAAACUGCAAUUAUUUAUCUACCAAAGGUCAUUCACCUACAGUAUUGGAAUUAAAACAACAUGCUCAAGCAUUGGUCAUUCUUCUCAAACAAAUUACCCUCUCAACUCAGCCAGGAGUUGUUGAUAAUACGAAUCUAAAUGCCCUCACGGAAAUUGGUCCCAAAGCUCCUAGUUUUAAUGAGAAUGAAACUUUCGACUUUCUCAACGAUCUUAGUAAUGUAUAUGAUAACAAUACAGUUCAUCACAAUCUUCCGCUUCCCACUCUACUCAAUACUCUAGAACCUCAAUAUCUCGAACCUGGAACCAUGGUAAAUCCAGGACAACAAGAUCAUUACGUCGAUAUUGAUAUCUGUCCGUUACAUCCAGUGGAUCCUGCACCUCUCGAUGGUCCAUCUCUUCCAUAUGCUACUCACGAAGCACUUCUUAAGCAUGCAAAUGAAGUUCUCGAACUGAUUGAUCAUGAAUAUAGUGCCAAAGGAGGUCUUCUAGGUGUACUUCCUCAUGAAACUGGUGAUGAAGAUCGACCUCUAGCAGAAACUACUCUCCUAGGUCAAAUGAUCCUCUACAUCCAACGACUAGUCGCACGUCUCCAUAAUCUUGAACGCCUCCACGCAAACGCCAUGGAUGUAAUGAAAGGAGAAGCUGUUGUUCCACAUCAAGCUCUCUCACGUGUUGGUCCAGAUGGCCGCAGUGGACGCGAGCUCGUCUAUCCUCAAGAUCGAUUCGUUCUCGUCAAUGCCGGAGACGACAUCUGGCAAUUCCUCAAUGACGAAUUCGAGAAAAAAGAACGCGUUGAUGAACAAAUCCGCGCAAAUCAUCUUCGUCUCGGCAUCGAAGGUGAACGUCUCUGGGAAACUAAAGGCGGAAAAGAAUGUUCCCGUGGCAUCACAGCCAUCGAUGUAAUAACCCGCUACUAUCGUCUUCGCAACGACAGUCUCAAAACCAUCUUCGUAAUCCCCGCCCACGCCGAACAUCCCGGCGUAAAAGUAACCCGAGACAUGGAACGCAACCCUACCGUCGUAUCAGUCGUAAAACCCAUCUGGCCGGAACGAGUCUCCGUCUGGGAAAAGCAAACGCGGGACGAUCUCGAAGAACUCCGUCAACUCCGCCGAGACAACACCUCUCUCCGCGAAGCUGCCGAAAUCUCAGAAACCGAACGAGCCUUCCUCCUCAACGAAGUAAAAACCCAACGCGGCAACGUCUACCGCAUCAAAGAAAAACUCAAAACCUUCACCGAAGGUCCCAACCGCGACCAACUCUCCAUCGACCUCGACCUACAACGCGAAUCCCUCGAACAAGAACAAAUCGAUUUCGCAACCCAACGCGCCCAACUCGAAACCCGAGCCCAAGACCUCGAACUCCGCGCCCAAGCCCUCGCCACAGCCGAACAAUCCUCCACCCAACGUCGCGCAAACGAAACUGCACAAUUCGCCGCGCGACGCGACGCGCUCGAAAAUAUCUACAAGCAGCGUCUCAUCGAUCUCGAAAAUGAUCGCUUAGCAGCAGUAGAAUCGGGAACGCGACUCGCGGAUGAAUUUCAGAAGGCUUGGACGGAACAAUUGCAGAAUACGCAGACGUUGGUUAGUUUCUUGAAUAGUGAUCGUGCGAAGAGCUUAUUAGCCGAUAAUUUGAUUCCGGAUGAUAUUGGGAGGAGGGGGAUUAGAGGGGCUCAAGAUGUGGUGGAGAGGGUUUUGAAGAGGUUGGGGAAUCCGCAGGGAGAGGGAGGGGAGGGGAGGGAGUGAGUUUGUGUGUGUUGGCGUUGGGGUUGGUGGAUGGAUGUUGGAUGGGAAUGGGGGUGGAAUUGGAGUUGGCUUGCCGUUUUUUUACUUGCUUUUGUUUGUAUUUGUAUUUGACUUUGACUUUUUGGGUUUUGUAGUUUAUUAUAUGCAUGUAUGUAUGUAUGUAUGUAUGUAUGUAUGUAUGUAUGUAUGUAUGUACCUGUGUACCUAUGUACGUAUAUAUACUCUAUUAUAUACUCACUCUAUCUACA
Sclerotinia trifoliorum is the source of this 2658-nucleotide messenger RNA. The record is from the annotation of a GenBank genome assembly. NCBI's taxonomy places the organism in Eukaryota, Fungi, Ascomycota, Leotiomycetes, Helotiales, Sclerotiniaceae.